AUGGAUUCUUCACAAAAUGAUGACUCUGUUUCUCAACAGCAAAUUAACGAAAAAUCUACAAUAAACACUCAAUCAAGUACAAACAAGACUGAUGUGAAUAAAGAAAAUAACGAAAAUGAAGCUGUUAUAACCUUCCCCAAAGGUCAAGUAGAAGUCAUGGAGGUUGAUGAAUUUGAAGAUAAUUCCAAAGUACCACAUUUAUCCUUUUGGAAAAUUUAUCUUUUAUUUCUUAAUUUUGGAUUUCAUGCUUGGGGAGGACCUGUAGCUCAAAUUGCUCUUAUUAAAGAAAGACUAGUUAUAAAAGAUCAAUGGAUAACUCCGGCAAGGUUCAAUAGAGUUUAUGGUGUUUUCCAAAUUUUACCAGGACCCGAAGCAACAGAAUUGUGCAUGUUUUUCGGUUUUCUUGCGGGAAGAGGACGAAUUGGCGGAUUUCUUGGUGGAUUGGGUUUUGUCACGCCCGGAUUUUUACUAAUUUUGUUAUUUUCUUUUAUAUAUGUUAAAGUGGGAUUAAAAAAUAUCUAUUUUAAUGCGUCAUUUCGUGCUUUACAACCUAUUGUAGCUGCAAUGGUACUAAGAGCUGUUCAUAAAAUUGGAGAUCAUUCGUUUAUAUCUAGCCGAGAUAGAAAAUUUAAUUAUUUGUUAUUUGGUUUAGCCAUAUUAUCUGCUAUACAAACUGUUGUGAAUUUAAAUUUUUUUAUUACGUUAGGUGUAUGUGGUAUAGCCUAUAUGUUUCUUGAUCGAAAAAUGUAUUGGCCCGGAAUAUUGGUUUUUGUGUUGGAAUUCAUCGGAUUUGGAGUUUAUGUCGGAUUUAGAGGACUUCCAUCAAAAUAUUCAAUAGCAACCGGAGUAGGAAAAGAAACUGAUCCUGGCCAUAUAUUUGGCUUAGGUCUAAUUGCGGGAAGUCUAUCAUUUGGAGGAGCUUACACAACCAUACCUUUCUUGCAAGUAGAAGCCGUUAUGAUUGGAAAAUGGAUGGCAAAACAAACGUUUCUCGACGCGAUUGCUAUUGGUCAGAUUUUGCCAUCACCAUUAGUUAUGUUUUCCACUUUUAUAGGAUACUACGGUGGUUGGGUAUAUGGAAAUGGAAAUCAUGCAUGGGCGUUCUUGAAUGCUACAUUGAUUUCGAUAGGAAUUCUUACACCAUGUUUUUUUUUUACGAUAUUGGGUCAUCAUGCUCUCGAAAAAUUAGUUCGUAAUAAAUUUCUUGCAGCAUUUUUUGAUGGUAUUUCAGCUAGCGUAGUAGGUAUUAUUGCUAUUACAGCAUUAGAUUUGUUAAAUUUUUCUGUCACUACUACAGCAAUGAUAGACAAUUUACCACCCGAAAAAAAAGAUUUGGUUGCUGCCCAACAUAGUUCCAUAGCAGCUAUUUUGUACGUUUUAUCGUUGGCUACUUUAUAUACUUUUAAAAGACCUACGACAUCCUUAGUAUUGGUAAUUUUUGGUGCUAUUGCUGGACAAUAUCUAUUUGUUGUUAACGAAAAUGGAGAACGUUUAGAACUAUAG
Messenger RNA from Funneliformis geosporum, 1503 nucleotides. NCBI's taxonomy places the organism in Eukaryota, Fungi, Glomeromycota, Glomeromycetes, Glomerales, Glomeraceae. The record is from the annotation of a GenBank genome assembly.